UUGGAAGGCCCUGCAAGGUCUGUCUACAUCAUUAAGCACAGUGUCACUGUCCAUUCCUUAUGAGUUAUCAGGUACGACGUCACCUGCCACUGUAAGUCCAGCCUACAUGAGGACACAGCUAUAAAUUCACUGCCUUACGAAGUUGGUACAAGGAGUAAGGCGAUCUCUCUGAAAGUGUGCGCGUCCAUGUUUAGCUGAAAUCGAUACAGUUAUGUGUGGAACUUGAGGCACUCGAGUGGCAAUGUUUCAGUGUGCUUUUACGGAGGAGAACAACUGUAAAGUUGUAAGACACAUCAUAAAACUCAUGUAAGUGUGACCCUUCGUUGCAUGCGGAAUCAUGUUUCAGGGAACAAUCAUGGUUUCCUUCAGAUUCCCUUUGUCACACCGGGGUCGUCUCUCAGCAACAUUUCCCCUAAGCAGCUGGGAAUGUGAUACAAUGAGGAAAUUACUCAUCUAAGAGGAACUCGUUGGCUUGUUUUCUGACUAGUCUGCUCCUUGCACUCCGGCAAGGUUGAUAUACUCCACAAAAUGAACACAACGUGCUUAUUGUACUCACAUGUUAGAGGACUGGAUGGUGGCCUUCUGUAUCCAUGCUGUGUUGAUUAUUCUGCUUCUGAAGGGGAGUCAAUAAACAAUAGGAGUUGAUGGUUGAUUCCUACUUGAUUGAUAGGACCGGCAGAGAGCGAGAGGAGGUACAUGCAAGGUGUUGUUGUUGUGCCAAGAGCGUACCCAAUGACUUUGUGUUGACAGCAGAAGUGUUCAGGAUACAGCAGGUCCUUUCAGCAAUCCUUCCGUUCUGCCUCAGCGAGCAAAGGAGGGCGUGGAUCAUCAGGAAAGAUGUUUUUUGUGGCGGGGGCCAAAAAAUCAGCAGCAGCGGACAGAGGAAAUGAAAGGAGUAGGUCAAUCUACCAGAAAUUUCGUGACGUAGAUUUACUGGACAAGAAGCAGACGGUGACAGCUCGGAAGCCCGGUGAGGAUCGGGCCAUUUUUCUGGGACUCGGGAUGAUCCUCUCCUCAGUCGUGAUGUACUUUGUCCUGGGGGUCACUAUAUUACGCUCCUAUGCAGAAAGUGUGUGGACAGAGGAAGGUGUGUGUAUCGUGCUCAACUCCACAGUCACAGCAGACGUGAACUGCUCCUACAGCUGUGGGUCAGAGUGCUGGAGAGUCUCCAAAUACCCCUGUCUGCAGGUCUACGUGAGCGUCAAUAACACAGGCCGUGUCAGCCGUUUAUCUCACAACGAGGAGACCCAGGACACCAGCUCUGAAUGUUUCUACGUACCCAGGUGCCAGAAGGACAGCGCGGCCAUGCACGUCAUGAUCAUGAACAUCUCCGAGCGUCUGAAGGCGAACCAGCAGGUCCCCUGCUACUACGACCCCAGCGAGCAGCAGGAGACCGUCCUCCUGAUGCGCCUGUACGACCACAGCGUCGUCUUCCACACGCUUAUGUGGCCCUCCUGCGUGUUCACGGGAGGGGCCCUCAUCAUCAUGAUGGUGAAGCUCACACAGUACCUCUCCAGACUGUCCGAAGAGAUAGGGAAGAUCAAGAGGUGAAAUAUACACGCAAGCAGCUGUCAAAGCGUAUGGCGGUUUGGUGAUGGAUAAAAUGACAUGAGAGAGAUUGUUUUAAACCAAAUGACCUUGCUGUGACCUCGUGCAAACUUUCCUCUCCGGCUGACGCAUUUGGAACAGCUGACUUUCUCUCCGGAUCGAGGAUGUGACUGUUUAUAAAAGCGAACUGAAUGUUCCGAGGCGGAAACUGUUAGACAUGCAACUGGCUGUUAUGCGGGGGAAAACUGUGACUGGAUUAUGCAUGGUGUUAAACAUUGUAAAAUGUUUUAUGGGCACGUGUUUACAAGAAUUUGUUACACUUGUAGUCAUAAAUGUGAGACAUUAUGAGCAUGUGCUUGCUAUAUCACAUAUGAUACACAUGACGACACCAACCAUCAAUUGACGGGAAAAAAACGCUGCUGUCUGUCUAAAAAUGUCCUUGUUAAUGUUGAGGAACAACUUUGAGAACUUCCUCAAACUUUCCUAUAUUUGGAUGAGACUGUUUUCUGAGACAAUACAAUGUCCUCAUUUGUUAUCCGCUCUCUCUGGGACCAAAUUAUAUGUGUAGGUCUCUCAUAAUGAAAGGUCUUCUAUGAAUGAACAUAAGGUGUUCAUAACCAAACGUGAUUUUUUUGUCGGUCAUGAUGUUGGAAAUACUAUUCAGGAAUUAAGCUCACCAAAGCACAAUGAAUAUAUAAAGGCCUAAAACACUUUGCACAUUCUUUGAAAAACCAAAGUUAUUGAGACAUUAUUACACAAUGUAAUAAGGCUUGCCCAGGCUCACCAAACAAAGCUAAAAAAAAAAAAAAUUCCAUGGUCACAAGUUCACUCUUCAACACAACAACUACUGCAUCCACCUCCAGGUUAUCUCAUGAAACAAAUACAC
This is a messenger RNA of Sebastes umbrosus (honeycomb rockfish), 2434 nucleotides long. Its product is annotated as calcium-activated potassium channel subunit beta-2-like. The record is from RefSeq and is a predicted model, not a curated record. Gene Ontology annotation, cellular component: membrane; voltage-gated potassium channel complex. The transcript has 6 exons. The coding region runs from base 838 to 1551 and encodes 237 amino acids. Gene Ontology annotation, molecular function: potassium channel regulator activity; calcium-activated potassium channel activity. Gene Ontology annotation, biological process: potassium ion transport; detection of calcium ion. NCBI's taxonomy places the organism in Eukaryota, Metazoa, Chordata, Actinopteri, Perciformes, Sebastidae.